Fusarium keratoplasticum is the source of this 420-nucleotide messenger RNA. Its product is annotated as Kp4 domain-containing protein. Lineage: Eukaryota; Fungi; Ascomycota; Sordariomycetes; Hypocreales; Nectriaceae. The coding region runs from base 1 to 420 and encodes 139 amino acids. The record is from RefSeq and is a predicted model, not a curated record. Gene Ontology annotation, cellular component: extracellular region. The transcript has 2 exons.
AUGCGUUUCGAAUCCAUCCUUCUUCCCCUCGCCACUGUCGCCGUUGGUGUUGAUGCACUCGGAAUCAACUGCCGUGGCUCCGCCAACUGUAUGCUGUACGGUGCCAACGUGUCCAAGGACAUGGUCAAUCUCCUCAACGGUGUCGACCCAAACCGCUGGUACAACAAUGGGCAACAGAUCGCUUGUGUCACCAGACAGAACGAUGCUGGUGCCAUCUGCGCCUUCUUCCAGAACACGGGCGGCUGGCAGGGACAGAAGGCCAAGGAGCUUGCUCACUACAUUACCGAGCAUGGAUGCCUUGCCUGCGGUAGCGUUCCCACCGGAUUUCCUGGCAGCAAUGACGUCGCUCAGGGCGAGCUGACCUUCAACUACGUCUCCAACCCAUGCACUGGAUUCACGGAGGGUUCCAGACGAUGCUAA